Messenger RNA from Papilio xuthus (Asian swallowtail), 1047 nucleotides. It is a transcript of the gene DCTN6-p27, whose product is annotated as dynactin subunit 6. NCBI's taxonomy places the organism in Eukaryota, Metazoa, Arthropoda, Insecta, Lepidoptera, Papilionidae. The record is from RefSeq and is a predicted model, not a curated record. The transcript has 4 exons. Gene Ontology annotation, cellular component: dynactin complex. Gene Ontology annotation, biological process: mitotic spindle organization. Gene Ontology annotation, molecular function: dynein complex binding. The coding region runs from base 157 to 729 and encodes 190 amino acids.
GUGUCAAUGUCAAUCUAUUGUCAGUUUCCAUUUCUGUAAAAGUUACAAAUUAAUUUUAAUAUUCAAAUGUAUAUGUCAGUUCUGUAAUUAUUAAUAAAACAUUCCAUUAAUAUUUAAAUAAAUUUUUCACACUGCGUCUUUACAUCUAAUACUGAAAUGUCACAUAAUAUUAAAAUUUUGCCUGGUGCUACUGUUUGCGAGGACUGUACAUUAGAAGGAGACAUAACCAUAGGCGGAGGAACUGUAAUUCACCCCAGGGUGACCAUUAUUGCUGAAGGUGGACCUAUAAUAAUAGCUGAGUAUUGUAUAAUUGAAGAGUAUUCUACGAUUAUUCACAAGAAAAAUGAGCAACCAGAAAAUCCUCCAAAGCCUCUUUUCAUAGGUGCACAUAAUGUUUUCGAAGUGGGAUGCAGACUUGAGUCCUUAUGUGGUCACAUUGGAGAGAGCAAUGUUUUUGAAUGCAAGUCAUUUGUUGGUACUGAUGUUAAAAUUGGCAGUGGAUGUGUUAUAGGUGCAGCUUGUAGCUUAACCACACCACAAACUCUACCAGAUAAUACAGUUAUCUGGGGUUCGGAGCACAAUAACAGGGAAGCAUUAGAGAAACAACCAUCUCAACUACUCCAACUUGACUUUCUAGGCAAAGUGAUGCCAAACUAUCAUAGACUUCGGAAAUCCAAUGUACAUAAAAGGCAGAUGUCAAGGCAGUCCCAAGAACCCGCUAAAUCAUAAUGUGAUGUUAUUUCAAAAAUGUGAAGUUGUAUUUGAGAUUUUUUAUUUAUUUCUUGUUUAGUUACAACAUGUCUUUAUUUUUUUAUUCCAUAAUAAUUGUAUUCAAUAAAGACCCUAAAAAACUUUUCAUUUAAAUUAAAAACUUAUUGUUGAGGUUAGCAAAGUGGCGUCUAACCAGAUGUCUCAAUUUUAAAAUUAUACAAAUUAGACGUUUUGUUCUAAAACUCCCUAAUAAUGUGUUAUUAUAAUAUAAUGUACAACUGUAACCACGAUAUCUUCAAUAGAUUAUUAGACAACAGUAAAAACUUUAAACUUUUA